AUGGCCAAGAAAGCACCGUCGAAACACUCCCGAGCGGCGCGUAGGGAGACCUCGCCGAGCAUCAACACGGACAAGUCGCUCAAGGAGGUGCGGCUGCCUGAGCAGUCAAUAAACCAGCGACCGGCCGUGUUGGCCGCGCACCAUCACGCCGGCGUCUCCAAGAAGCAGAAGCACCGCAAGAGCCAAAUGACGUCCAAAAUGCGCCGGCGGCAGGAGAAGAGUAUGGAUCGCGCCGAGGCCGUCAUGGACCGGACGGCAAGGAAGACGGAGAAGAGUGUCGGUCAGGCGAAGACGGUCGAGGGCCGGAGGAAGGCCUGGGACGACAUCAACGCCCAGGCUCUCGGGGCGGUGGCCAACGGAGAGAAGAAGUCCAAGAAGCAGCUCGAGGCCGAGGCGGAGCAGGCAGAGGUCGACAAGUUUUUUGCCAAGGACGACGAUGAUGCUGCUAUGGGCAACGCCCCCGUCGAUGGGGUUGUGUCGAGAUUCGAUGCUAUUUCUGAAAGUACGCAACCAGCAACAACAGCAACAGGCGAUGAUGACGAAAUGUUGUAA
Messenger RNA from Pyricularia pennisetigena, 552 nucleotides. RefSeq lists its product as uncharacterized. The record is from RefSeq and is a predicted model, not a curated record. The transcript has 2 exons. Lineage: Eukaryota; Fungi; Ascomycota; Sordariomycetes; Magnaporthales; Pyriculariaceae. The coding region runs from base 1 to 552 and encodes 183 amino acids. Gene Ontology annotation, biological process: ribosomal large subunit export from nucleus. Gene Ontology annotation, cellular component: preribosome, large subunit precursor; nucleolus.